Messenger RNA from Diospyros lotus (date-plum), 1702 nucleotides. RefSeq names its product cysteine proteinase mucunain-like. Gene Ontology annotation, cellular component: lysosome. NCBI's taxonomy places the organism in Eukaryota, Viridiplantae, Streptophyta, Magnoliopsida, Ericales, Ebenaceae. The coding region runs from base 99 to 1502 and encodes 467 amino acids. The record is from RefSeq and is a predicted model, not a curated record. Gene Ontology annotation, molecular function: cysteine-type endopeptidase activity. The transcript is spliced from 5 exons.
AUUUCUUAUGCUCCCGCAGCUGCGUAUAUAUCGUCAUUUCAAAUUCCGACAGCGCACCUCUGUUCAAUCGUCUCUCUGUGUUUUAUACCGCAAUCAGCAUGGCCUCCUCAGUGUUCUCCGCUUCCAUCGUCUUCUGCUUUCUCGUUCUCCUCGGAUUAUCGCUGGCAGCCCACGCUUCCGCCGCCGCCGCCGGCAGAUCGAGGCAGAGGACCGACGGGGAAGUGAGAGCCAUCUACGAGUCGUGGCUGGUGAAGCACGGCAAGAGGUACAGCGCCCUAGGCGAGAAGGAGUGGAGGUUCCAGAUCUUCAAGGACAAUCUCCGGUUCAUCGACGAGCACAAUUCCGAGAACCGGACGUACAGGCUGGGGCCGAACCGGUUCGCCGAUUUCACCAACGAGGAGUACCGGUCCGUGUACCUGGCGGCGAAAACCGGUUCUCGGCGGAGUCUUUUGGCGUCCAAUAGGAGCAGCCGCUACGCUUCCGUCGACGGGGAGAGCCUGCCGGACUUCCUUGAUUGGAGAGAGAGAGGUGCCGUCACUCCAAUCAAAAACCAGGGCAGCUGUGGGAGUUAUUGGGCUUUUUCAACAGUUGCUGCAGUGGAGGGGAUCAACCAUAUAGUGACUGGUAAUUUGCUCUCGCUAUCUGCACAAGAGCUGAUAGAUUGUGAGACAUUAAAUAAUGAGGGAUGCAACGGUGGUGUAUUGGACUUUGCCUAUGAGUUCAUUAUCAACAAUGGUGGCAUUGAUACCGAUGAAGAUUAUCCCUAUAGAGCUGCACAAGGCGACUGUGAUGACAAGUUGUAUUUGGCGAAAUCCAAAGUCGUUACAAUUGACAGUUAUGAGAACAUUCUUGAAAACGAUGAGAAGGCAUUGCAGAAGGCAGUAGCACAUCAGCCAGUUAGUGUUGCCAUUGAAGCUUCUGGCAUGGCAUUCCAAUUCUAUGAAUCAGGCAUAUUUACCGGUGAAUGUGGGACAGAACUGGAUCACACUGUCACUGUUGUUGGAUAUGGUACAGAAAAUGGUGUAGAUUACUGGAUUUUGAAGAACUCAUGGGGUGCACUUUGGGGAGAAGAUGGCUAUAUCAGAUUGGAACGUAACGUGGGUGGCGCUGGUAAAUGCGGGAUUGCAGCGGAAGCCUCCUACCCUAUCAAGGGAAACCCGACUCCCGUCACGCCCAUCCCCAUUCCUGCAUCUUCAGCUCCGCCUCCUCCAAGCGAAAAUUUCUGCGAGGGGUACUUCACUUGUCAGGAGAUUAGCACAUGCUGUUGUGUCUCUGAAGCUGGAAAGCCAUGCAACUCUUGGGCGUGUUGCCCUUACGAGAAUGCCACUUGCUGCGCGGACAACCAAACUUGCUGCCCUAAAGAGUACCCGAUAUGCGAUUUGUCAACACGCAGCUGCUUAAUGAGCAAUUGGAGGAACCCGUUCCGGCAAGUAAUGGCAGCCAAGCACGUAGAGGCUAAGCAUAGAGGAGCCUUUGUGAAUGAGGGAAGAGCCCGGGCAUAGGGAAUUAGAAAGGCUUCUACGUUCAACCGAGUAUUCGUAUUUGCAUGCAACAUUUUGUAAGAACUAAUGCACUUUCGACUGCACUAGCUAGUAUGAUUAGUUAUGUGUUCUAGAAUAAAAAAAAUUCUCUAUUAGAAUCUUUAGUUUUAAACAAGUCUUCUUCGGUUGUGGAGAUGAAUUGAUUUGGGGUUGGUAGAGUA